GCUGGUGUGGGCGGGGCGAGGGUGACUGGACCAGGGUGGCUCUGGCUGCUGUGUCUGCCUGGGGACUGAGAGGCGUGGCUGAGCCCCUGAGUGAGCGCCAGCAGGAAACCACUGCCUUUUUCUCUGCCACCACAGAUCCAAUUCAGCCUCCAGAUCCUGGCAGCCGAAAGGGCACAUCUGUCUGUGGAGGAUACACACAGAAAGCCUGAGCCAGAAUUACAAGUGCCAGCCCGGAGCUUUUGGGACAGGUUUCUCCGGGGUUAAAGAGGUGAAGCCUUUGGAAAAGAAAGACACUGAGAGUGGACCCAUUGGGUCAGCUGGUGGCCAGGGAGCUCAUGCUUCUGUCUUGGCUCACAGGAUUUGGGGCUGGACUGCUCUUCCUGCACUUCCUGCAGAAACUUCUGUUCCCGUAUUUCUGGGACGAUUUGUGGUUCCUGCUGAAGGUGGUGCGCUAUGGAAUUCAGAUGGAGAUAUACAAACUGAGAGGGGAGCUCGUCACCGUGCUGGAUAAAUUCCUGAGCCACGCCAGGAGACAACCGCAGAAAGCCUUCCUCAUUUAUGAGGGAGAUGUCUACACCUAUGAGGAUGUAGACAAGAGAAGCAACAGAGUGGCCCAUGCCUUCCUAGACCACUCCUCACUGAAAAGGGGGGAUGUUGUGGCUUUGUUGAUGAGCAAUGAACCCGACUUCAUUCAUGUGUGGUUUGGCCUGGCUAAGCUGGGCUGCGUGGUGGCGUUCCUCAACUCCAACAUUCGCUUCGAUUCGCUCCUACACUGCAUCUGCACCUGUGAGCCCACAGCGGUGGUGGUUGGCGGAGAUCUGCUUGGAAGCAUAGAAGAAAUCCUUCCCAGCCUCCCUAAACACAUUAGUGUUUGGGGAAUGAAGGAUUCUGUCCCACAGGGUGUAGUUUCCCUCAAGGAAAAGUUGAGCCUCGCCUCAGAUGAGCCAGUACCAACAAGCCAUCACGUCACCUCAAGUCUCAAGUCUACUUGCCUCUAUAUUUUUACCUCUGGGACAACAGGUCUACCCAAAGCAGCUGUGAUUAGUCAGUUGCAGGUGUUGAAGGGAUCUUUUGGACUGUGGGCUUUUGGCUGCACAGCUGACGACAUUAUUUAUAUAACCCUCCCUCUGUACCAUAGCUCAGGGGCUCUCCUUGGGAUUGGAGGGUGUAUAGAGUUGGGUGCCACAUGUGUGCUAAAGAAGAAGUUCUCUGCGAGCCAAUUUUGGAACGAUUGCAAGAAGUACAAUGUGACUGUGUUUCAGUACAUUGGAGAACUUUGCCGUUAUCUGUGCAAACAGCCUCAGAGAGAAGGGGAAAAGGACCAUCGGGUGCGUUUGGCGGUUGGAAAUGGCAUGAGCAGCGACGUGUGGAGACAGUUUUUAGACAGAUUCGGAAAUAUUAAAAUGUGUGAAUUUUAUGGCGCUACGGAAGGGAACAUAUGUUUCAUGAACCACACGGGGAAAAUUGGAUCAGUCGGGAGAGCAAACUUCUUUUACAAGCUUUUUUUUGCCUUUGAGUUGAUAACAUAUGACUUUCAAAAAGAUGAACCAAUGAGGGAUGAUGAAGGCUGGUGUCACCAUGUGAAAACAGGAGAACCUGGACUUCUCAUUUCUCGUGUACACACGAAGAAUCCCUUCUUUGGCUAUGCUGGUUCUUACAGGCACACAAAAAGCAAGCUGCUUUUUGAUGUUUUUAAGAAGGGAGACGUUUACUUCAAUACAGGAGACCUAAUGGUCCAAGAUCAUGAGAACUUCCUUUAUUUUUGGGACCGCAUUGGAGACACUUUCAGGUGGAAAGGAGAAAAUGUUGCAACCACAGAGGUCGCUGAUGUGAUCGGGAGGUUGGACUUUGUACAGGAAGCGAAUGUGUAUGGUGUGCCUGUGCCAGGUUAUGAAGGAAAAGCAGGGAUGGCUUCUAUUAUUCUGAAACCAAACAAGUCUUUAGACUUAGAAAAAAUGUAUUGCCAAGUUGUAACAUCUCUACCAGCUUAUGCCUGUCCACGAUUUUUAAGAAUUCAGGAUAAGAUGGAAACAACAGGAACUUUCAAGCUAAAGAAGAUGCAAUUGGUGGAAGAAGGAUUUCAUCCACUAAAGAUUUCUGACCCACUUUACUUCAUGGAUAACUUGAAAAAAUCUUAUAUUCCAUUGACCAAAGAAAUUUAUAAUCAGAUAAUGCUAGAGGAGCUUAAACUUUAAGAUUGUAUUCAUGGGACUUUGAUUCCUUCCUGGGAAAGAUGAAGGAAGACACAUGAGCUUCUUGAUUGACAUCCAGGGAGGGUUCCUUUCAUGGAUCAAUCAUAAAUUGAAAAUAUCAUUCACGAAGAGUGCAUUUGCUAUACCUAAGCUUUCAAGACAUGUACUUCUCAGCACAGUGAACCAUGAGAUAUGAGAAGUUCACCUUAUAGUCAUGAGGCUGACUUGGGGAUGCUGCCCACAGUUGCUGCCUAGGAUCACCAGAAAGCAUCAUACUGCAUAGCAUGAUCUCAAUUCAAAGAACAGUAUUUUCUGUUUGCAUUUGGGAAGUAAAACCAAACAGUUCACAGUAUUGUCAUAUGAUUCUGAGACUGUAGGAUAGGUGAUGAUUUACUCUGAAGCAGAGAUGGGGCAGUAGUGUUCAGCAUGUACUACAUUCCCUUCAAAAGCAAACGUUCCUUGAGUUUAAUGAGGCUUAAAUUUGCUCCAUCUCAUACAAACUUUUUUAUUUGAAGAUUCAGUGCAUAACUAAAUACUUUCCUUAAUAAUGAAUAUUUUAAAGAAUACAUAAGUAGUUAACAGUUAAUCACUUAAAAUGUUUUCUAAUAUGUGAGUAUUCUAGUUUUCAAUGAAUCACGAAAUUUUUACUCAGCUUAUUUUUAUGUGUCCUAUCUUGUAACUCAAUAAAAUCAUCUUUAAUAAUA
Mesocricetus auratus (golden hamster) is the source of this 2896-nucleotide messenger RNA. It is a transcript of the gene Slc27a6, whose product is annotated as solute carrier family 27 member 6. Lineage: Eukaryota; Metazoa; Chordata; Mammalia; Rodentia; Cricetidae. The record is from RefSeq and is a predicted model, not a curated record. Gene Ontology annotation, molecular function: long-chain fatty acid-CoA ligase activity; long-chain fatty acid transmembrane transporter activity. Bases 336 to 2195 code for a protein of 619 amino acids. The transcript has 11 exons.